Molecule: messenger RNA, 720 nt
Organism: Penicillium samsonianum
Lineage: Eukaryota; Fungi; Ascomycota; Eurotiomycetes; Eurotiales; Aspergillaceae
Product: NUDIX hydrolase
Exons: 1
Coding region: 1-720 (239 amino acids)
Source: RefSeq, a predicted model, not a curated record
AUGGGCUUUUCUAUCAUUCCAGUGGAAGAGCUCAAUAUUCCCCUUCGUCGAUCUUCAGGCAAAGAAUCUAAUAUCGAGCGGUUCUCUGCCAGUACUCUUGUUUUCCUUUUUGACCUCCACGAACCACCUACCGCAUACGUCCUUCUCCAUAAACGGGCUCUACUCGGCAAAGAAGAGAACGGCAAUGACAAGCCGAACUCAUGGGCCUUUUCCUGGGGGCCACCUGGGGGAUCUCAAGAGAUAUUCGACAAAACUAUUCUGAAUACCGCGAAACGUGAGACGGAAGAAGAAGUCAACUUGCACGGCUCGCGUGUUUCUCGUCUGGUCUACAGGGAUUCCUGGAUGCAUAAGGGAGUUCAGAUGGCCAGAUAUACAUUUCCUCUGGAAGUCGAUGAGCAACUCAAGGUCCAACGAAGGUGGUGCGACAGAAAGCAGCAGCCCGUCGGUAGGAAUGAAGGGCCCAUACGGUUAAGGGAAGAUGAACACCUUGAUUACUGUUGGGCCACGGAAGCACAAAUUCGUGAUUCAUCUCUCUACAACGAAAAGAAUCCUCAGCAUCAAAGAGAACUUGUUAUGCUUGAAAGCAAGGAGAUGAUCCUCCACGCUUUUACGCGAUUGAAGAAUUCUCAACUUGAUGACAUACGCUCUGUCCAUAGAUUAAUGAUGGAAUAUUACCUUUCGGGCGAAUCAUCUGAGAUGCAUCGCUUGAGGUCACACUGA